AUGUCGUCGACGAAGCCGCCGGCCGACGCGACGGGAGGGAAGGCGGCGGCGCAGGGGGAGGGGGAGGGGGGGCGGUACCCGGUGGAGGAGGUGGCGCUGGUGGUGCCGGAGACGGACGACCCGGCGACGCCGGUGAUGACAUUCCGGGCCUGGACGCUGGGGCUGGCCUCCUGCGUGGUGCUCAUCUUCCUCAACACCUUCUUCACGUACCGCACGCAGCCGCUCACCAUCUCGGGCAUCCUGGCCCAGAUCCUCGUGCUCCCCGUCGGCCGCUUCAUGGCGUCCGUGCUGCCCGACCGCAAGGUCCGGCUCCUCGGCGGCCGCCUCGGGAGCUUCAACCUCAACCCGGGGCCCUUCAACAUCAAGGAGCACGUCAUCAUCACCAUCUUCGCCAACUGCGGCGUCUCCUACGGCGGCGGCGACGCCUACUCCAUCGGCGCCAUCACCGUCAUGAAGGCCUACUACAAGCAGUCGCUCAGCUUCCUCUGCGCCCUCCUCAUCGUCCUCUCCACGCAGAUUCUGGGCUAUGGCUGGGCUGGCAUGCUGAGGAGGUUCCUGGUUGACCCUGCCGAGAUGUGGUGGCCUUCUAAUCUCGCCCAGGUCUCCCUCUUCAGCCCGCUGGUGGCGCCGUGGGCGUCCAUCGCCAACACGGCCGUCGGCUUCGUCAUGUUCAUCUACGUCAUCGUGCCGCUCUGCUACUGGCGCUUCAACACCUUCGACGCCCGCCGCUUCCCCAUCUUCUCCAACCAGCUCUUCACCUCCACGGGCCAGAAGUACGACACGACCAAGGUGCUCACCGCCGACUUCGACCUCAACGUGGCCGCCUACGACAGCUACGGCAAGCUCUACCUCAGCCCGCUCUUCGCCAUCUCCAUCGGCUCCGGGUUCCUCCGCUUCUCCGCCACCAUCGUGCACGUGCUGCUCUUCCACGGCGCCGACAUGUGGCGGCAGAGCCGGAGGGCCAUAGGCGCCGCGGCCAAGCUCGACGUGCACGCCAGGCUCAUGCAGAGGUACAAGCAGGUGCCGCAGUGGUGGUUCCUGGUGCUGCUGGCGGGGAGCAUCGCCGUGUCGCUGCUCAUGUGCUUCGUGUGGAAGGAGCAGGUGCAGCUGCCAUGGUGGGGGAUGCUCUUCGCCUUCGCGCUCGCGUUCGUGGUCACCCUCCCCAUCGGCGUCAUCCAGGCCACCACCAACCAGUUCAUGAUCGGCUACGCGCUACCCGGCAAGCCCAUCGCCAACCUGCUCUUCAAGAUCUACGGCCGGAUCAGCACCGUGCACGCGCUCUCCUUCCUCGCCGACCUCAAGCUCGGCCACUACAUGAAGAUCCCGCCACGCUGCAUGUACACCGCCCAGCUGGUGGGCACGGUGGUCGCCGGCGUGGUGAACCUGGCGGUGGCGUGGUGGAUGCUGGACAGCAUCGACAACAUCUGCGACGUGGAGGCGCUGCACCCGGACAGCCCCUGGACGUGCCCCAAGUACCGCAAGGGGUGGUGGCAGAAGUACAACUACGUGCUAUCGGCGGCGCUCGACGCCGGCACCGCCUUCAUGGGGGUGCUCAUCUUCUUCGCGCUCCAGAACGCGCACCACGACCUCAAGUGGUGGGGCACCGAGGUCGACCACUGCCCGCUCGCCACCUGCCCCACCGCGCCCGGCAUCGUCGUCAAGGGCUGCCCGGUCUUCUGA
Messenger RNA from Triticum turgidum subsp. durum (durum wheat), 1680 nucleotides. The record is from the annotation of a GenBank genome assembly. NCBI's taxonomy places the organism in Eukaryota, Viridiplantae, Streptophyta, Magnoliopsida, Poales, Poaceae.